Kogia breviceps (pygmy sperm whale) is the source of this 3452-nucleotide messenger RNA. Lineage: Eukaryota; Metazoa; Chordata; Mammalia; Artiodactyla; Physeteridae. The record is from RefSeq and is a predicted model, not a curated record.
GCUCCAGAAGUCUGAAGCUAUGAGAACCUCUGCAAAGGGGAUGAGUUUUGCUAAUUAACUACGGGAGAAGUGAGGGAAAUUUCUUUUCCUCUCUCCUGCUUUCACGAGACGCGCCCAGGAGGUGAGAGGGGAGCUGGAGGCGGCCAGGUCUUCUCUCCGCCCUUUCCUGCAGGAGCGCGCCCUCAGCCCCUCAUGAUCCGGAGGGCUUUAGGACCCAGCUGCGGGCGUCCCGGAAGGGGAAGGGGCAGGGCCACUCUGCGCGCGCUGUCGGAGGGAGGGUUUGAAGCGCGCGCAUGCGCGAGUGGCGGCGUCGGGGUGGGAUCCCAGGUGGCUGCGCUUUCUGGGGGCUUCAGAGGAAGUGUAAUGUCUCAGGAAGGCAAUUAUGGGAAGUGGACGAUAUCCAGUAGUGAUGAAAGUGAGGAGGAAAAGCCAAGACCGGACGAGCCAUCUACCUCUUUUCUCCCGCACGCUGAGCAGGGGGCAGCCACUGAGCCAAAGUACACGUGUUCCGAGGCUCGGAAAGCUGCCCACAGGAGGAAGAUCGCACCAGUGCAAUUCAGCAACACAGACUCCGUUUCAGAAGCUUCACCUGCCAAAAGGCAGAAGGGCGGUUCCCAGGAAGACCUGGGCUGGUGCCUCUCCAGCAGUGAGGAUGAGCUGCCACCGGAGACACAGCAGAAGCAGGCUAAGGACAUGGGGGUCAACGAGGAGAAAGGCCUCCCUUCUCCCAGAGACGGUGCUGUCCCGGGAGCUGGGCGUCACAGCCUCUCGGCCGGCCAUGGGCUUGAAACGUCAGGGCAAGGCCAGGACAUCUGGGACAUGCUGGGUAAAGGGGACCCCUUCCAAUUUUACCUCACUAGAGUCUCCGGAAUUAAGCCAAAGUAUAACUCGGGAGCCCUCCACAUCAGGGAUAUCUUAUCUCCUCUCUUUGGGACACUUGUUUCUUCAGCUCAGUUUAACUACUGCUUUGAUGUGGACUGGCUCGUAAAACAGUAUCCACCAGAGUUCAGGAAGAAACCAGUCCUGCUCGUGCAUGGCGACAAACGUGAAGCAAAGGCUCACCUACAUGCCCAGGCAAAGCCUUAUGAAAACAUUGCCCUCUGCCAGGCAAAGUUGGAUAUUGCAUUUGGAACACACCACACGAAAAUGAUGCUGCUCCUAUACGAAGAAGGCCUCCGGGUUGUCAUACACACCUCCAACCUCAUUCACGCUGACUGGCACCAGAAAACACAAGGAAUAUGGUUGAGCCCCUUGUACCCACGAAUAGUCCAUGGGACCCACAGAUCUGGAGAAUCCACCACACACUUUAAAGCUGACCUCAUCAGCUACUUGAUGGCUUAUAACGCCGCUCCCCUCAAGGAGUGGAUAGAUACCAUCCAGGAGCACGACCUCUCAGAAACAAAUGUUUACCUUAUUGGCUCAACCCCGGGACGCUUUCAAGGAAAUCAGAAAGAUAAUUGGGGACAUUUUAGGCUUAGGAAGCUUCUGAAAGAGCACGCCUCAUCCAUAGCUAAAGCAGAGUCCUGGCCUGUAGUAGGUCAGUUCUCAAGCGUUGGCUCCAUGGGGGCCGAUGAAUCAAAAUGGUUGUGUUCUGAGUUUAAAGAGAGCUUGGUGACACUGGGCAGAGAAAGCAGGACCCCAGGAAGUGCUGUUCCUCUUCAUCUGAUCUAUCCUUCAGUGGAAAACGUGCGGACCAGCUUAGAAGGAUAUCCAGCUGGGGGCUCUCUUCCCUAUAGCAUCCAGACGGCGGAGAAACAGAAUUGGCUCCAUUCCUAUUUUCACAAAUGGUCAGCCGACACGUCAGGCCGCAGCAAUGCCAUGCCACAUAUUAAGACAUAUAUGAGACCCUCUCCAGACUUCAGUCAACUUGCAUGGUUCCUUGUCACAAGAGAGGAGAGAAUAUGAGCUUUACGUCGUCAGACAGUCCUGGACGAGAUGAUCUGUCUACUCCUGAACGAGUCUUGUGCCGUGAACAAGCUUCUUAACCGCCCUGAGCCUCAGACGCCUCAUCUGCACAGCAGCCACGAGGGUGUGAGGUGCCACGCUUGGUGAUUUGACCCCCAGGCAGGAGAGUUCAACUUUCAGUUCAGAGCAGUAAAUUCACUGAUAAAGUAUAAUGAAAGAGCUGGAAGUGGAAGAGCACAGUCUUGACAUAAGGGUCACUAGUGAUAGUCCAGGGCGUGUGGCCCCUCCGUGUUACCUGCUCCACCACUAGAAUGAGAGGUUCAUGCUCUCGUGGAAUUUACAUUAGGACCAAAGAGGUUCUGUCAAACAGCUGGUUGUACAUGUGUUAUGUAAUUGCAGUGUAAUUCUUUUCUGACCAUUCUGCAUAAGUAGAUUUUCACCCAGCAAGGCCCACACUGACUUUCAGCUCUCAGCUUAAACGUCACUGAAACUCUCCUUGCUUCCUCAGCCUCCUGGUGUCCAUCUGUCCAACAACUCAUGGUACACAUAUUACUUAUUUUAGCCAUUGCUCUUUCCAGACACUACUCUGUUCCAGGCAGGGUGUCCAUGUGCCCUGGGCUUCUUGCAUGGCCUGUGUUGUUUCCCUUACAGUGUGGUUGCUUGUGUGAUCACUGGCCUCCCCUCUCACCUCUGAGCCAAGUCCAUUUCUGUCUUGUUCAGUGCCCCCCGGUGCCUGGCAUGGAGGGGCGCUCAGCACAGAUUUGUUAAUGAGGAAUCGAACGAAGGCCAGGAUGGAGGCGGUACCGGUGAAAGCACUGCCUCGACUCUGUGCGUAAUUGACUGUGGGAGAUGCUUCAAAGGCGAGUCCUGGGCUUGGGGUGUGGCUGGUAUGGGAGAUGGGGGAUGGUCACCAUCAUCAAUAGAGAAGUCAGGAAAUGAAACUGGUUUCGGUGGGAGAAUGGUCAACUCGAUUAGACUGAUUUAUUAUAGUGGGACGGUCAAGUGGAAUUGUUUAUUGGCGAUGUUGCACUCAAGAUCGGCGUAUGCAUGGUAUAUUUUGGAGUUCUCUUUGGAACUGAUCAUGGACACCCUGAGCCUUUGUGGAUGGUCAGGAAAGAGUGGAGCACAAGGUGGGUGCCUGGGAGGGGAGGAACAUACAGGGACUAAACAUCACAUUAACCAAGUGUUCCAUUGCCACACAGAUGAAUUGGAUCCAAGCCUUCCCUCCAGAGUUAAAGAACAACUAACUGGUCACCAUCUUCCAUGAAAUAAUCUUCCUUCUACCUAAGAGAUGUUCUGUAUUGUAUUUUGGGCAUCAUAAAAUUUAACCGUUCAUUUCAACGUGUAUUUAUUGAGCACCUGCUAUGUAGCAGGUACUUUUCCCGGUGCAGGGAGUGCAAUAUUAAAAUGUAACCCUUGAGUUUAUGAUGGUGAGAAAUACACAGAAACCAAGUUUAUGUGUAUCAAACGGUGAUAAUUGCUCUAGAGAAAAAUAAAGUAGAAGAAUAAUUUAGGUGGACAGUCCUUUACUCAAAAUCCUUGAGACG